CACCAGCCAUGGAUAGACGCACUCCCUAUACCCUGAGCGUUCUUGCGCCCAGCACCAAUGGUGUUGAUGAGUCUCGUACAACCACUCAAAAUCGUUUGAGGGACUUUGUGCUUGAAUUCCAGUUGGAUAAUGCAUUCAUCUACCGUGAUCAAUUACGCCAAAAUGUGCUUGUGAAGCAAUAUUACUGCGACAUUGACAUUGCCCAUCUAAUUUCCUACAAUGAGGAGCUGGCCCACAAAAUCACGACCGAGCCGGCCGAUAUUAUUCCUUUGUUCGAGUUGGCACUUCAAGACUGCACUCGCCGGAUCGUCUACCCCGGCCAGCGGGACAUCACUCUUCCAUCCCACCAGCUUCUCCUGCACUCCUCGGCAUCCCACAUAUCUAUCCGUGACCUAAAUGCCACCAACAUCUCCCAUCUGGUUCGAAUCCCCGGUAUCGUCAUUGGUGCUUCGACUAUCUCGUCCAAGUCGACUCUUAUCCACAUUCGUUGCCAGAAAUGCGACCACAGUGAAAAUAUUCAUGUCGAAGGUGGCUUCUCUGGCCUGUCACUCCCGCGGCGCUGCGGUCGUACUAAGGAGCCUGGUGACCAGCCCGGUGAACAGUGCCCUCUCGAUCCGUACGUGGUUCAUCACGAAAAGUGCCAGUUCGUGGACCAGCAAGUCCUGAAGCUUCAGGAAGCCCCUGAUCAGGUGCCGGUGGGUGAACUUCCACGACACGUCCUUAUUUCUGCGGAUCGCUAUCUGGCCAACCGAGUGGUUCCUGGUUCUCGCUGCACUGUCAUGGGUAUCUUCUCAAUUUACCAAGCCAAGGGUGUCAAGAAGGAGGCAGCAGUUGCUAUUCGGAACCCGUAUCUGCGGGCAGUGGGUCUCAACACAGACAUGGACCAGACCGCCAAGGGUAACUCCGUCUUUUCUGAAGAGGAGGAGCAGGAAUUCUUGGAGCUUAGCCGUCGUCCCGAUCUGUAUGACGCGUUGGCCCGAAGUAUUGCUCCGUCCAUUUACGGCAAUGUGGACAUCAAGAAGGCCAUCGUCUGUCUUUUGAUGGGUGGCUCAAAGAAGAUUCUUCCCGAUGGAAUGAAACUCCGUGGUGAUAUUAACGUGCUCAUGCUGGGUGACCCUGGUACUGCCAAGUCGCAGUUGUUGAAGUUUGUUGAGAAGGCUGCACCCAUCGCCAUCUACACCUCCGGAAAGGGUUCUUCGGCUGCCGGUUUGACGGCCUCUGUGCAGCGAGACCACACCACCCGCGAGUUUUACCUGGAAGGUGGUGCAAUGGUGCUUGCAGACGGGGGUGUUGUCUGUAUUGACGAGUUCGAUAAGAUGCGUGACGAGGACCGAGUGGCCAUCCACGAAGCCAUGGAACAGCAGACUAUCUCCAUUGCCAAGGCCGGUAUUACCACGAUCCUCAACUCCCGGACGUCCGUUCUGGCCGCGGCCAAUCCGAUCUUUGGUCGUUACGACGACCUGAAGACCCCCGGCGAGAACAUCGACUUCCAGACCACCAUUUUGUCCCGUUUUGAUAUGAUCUUCAUCGUUCGGGAUGAACACGAGCGCAGUCGUGAUGAGAAAAUCGCACGUCACGUCAUGGGCGUGCACAUGGGUGGUCGUGGUAUGGAGGAGCAGGUCGAGGCUGAAAUUCCGGUUGACCAGAUGAAGCGUUACAUCAGCUACUGCCGCAGCCGCUGCGCACCUCGCCUGUCCCCCGAGGCUGCCGAGAAACUCUCGUCUCACUUCGUUUCCAUCCGAAAGCAAGUGCACCGAACCGAGCUCGAGUCCAACACCCGUUCAUCAAUCCCCAUCACCGUGCGUCAAUUGGAAGCCAUUGUUCGUAUCACAGAAUCUCUUGCCAAGCUGCAGCUCUCUCCCAUUGCCACCGAGGCCCACGUUGAUGAGGCCAUCCGUCUGUUCCUAGCUUCCACCAUGGAUGCCGUCACCCAGGGUGAAGGCCAGGGCAGUAAGGAACUCAUGGAGGAGGCACACAAGAUCGAAGAAGAGCUCAAGCGCCGCCUGCCUCUCGGCUGGAGCACCAGUUUGGCGACGUUGCGUCGUGAGUUCGUUGAUGGCAAGGGUUACAGCGAGCAGGCACUCAACCGGUCUCUGAUAGUCUUGCAACGCAGAGAGACUGUGCAGAUUCGCUCCGGUGGCUCGCAGAUCUACCGCAACGCGCCUUGA
This is a messenger RNA of Penicillium cinerascens, 2168 nucleotides long. Its product is annotated as MCM DNA helicase complex subunit MCM5. The transcript is spliced from 4 exons. The coding region runs from base 9 to 2168 and encodes 719 amino acids. NCBI's taxonomy places the organism in Eukaryota, Fungi, Ascomycota, Eurotiomycetes, Eurotiales, Aspergillaceae. The record is from RefSeq and is a predicted model, not a curated record. Gene Ontology annotation, biological process: DNA replication; DNA replication initiation; double-strand break repair via break-induced replication. Gene Ontology annotation, cellular component: nucleus; MCM complex. Gene Ontology annotation, molecular function: DNA replication origin binding; single-stranded DNA binding; ATP binding.